Messenger RNA from Penicillium maclennaniae, 1296 nucleotides. RefSeq names its product putative cAMP receptor-like protein. NCBI's taxonomy places the organism in Eukaryota, Fungi, Ascomycota, Eurotiomycetes, Eurotiales, Aspergillaceae. Gene Ontology annotation, molecular function: G protein-coupled receptor activity. Gene Ontology annotation, biological process: adenylate cyclase-activating G protein-coupled receptor signaling pathway; cell surface receptor signaling pathway. The record is from RefSeq and is a predicted model, not a curated record. Gene Ontology annotation, cellular component: plasma membrane. Bases 1 to 1296 code for a protein of 431 amino acids. The transcript is spliced from 3 exons.
AUGUCGCUCUCACAAGCCCAGUUAUCCGCAAUCUCGCUCACAGAGCGUAUUUGCUCAGCAGUCUCGCUAGUUGGCACCUUCGUCAUUGUCACUACGUUCAUCGGGUUCCGUUCAUUUCGCAAGCCUAUUAAUCGUCUCGUCUUCUACGCCUCGUGGGGAAAUAUCAUGGCUAAUAUCGCGACUUUGAUAUCUCAGUCAGGCAUACAGGCUGGCUUUGGGAGUUCUUUAUGUCAAUUCCAGGGCUUCUUAAUUCAAUGGUUUAUGCCGGCAGAUGCUUUAUGGACUUUCGCUAUGGCUUGCAACGUCUACUUGACAUUUUUCCACAGGUAUAAUUCGGAGCAAUUACGCCAGCUGGAAUGGAAUUAUGUGCUAUGCUGCUACGGUCUCCCCUUUAUACCAGCAUUUGCAUACUUCUUUAUCAAGACAGAAUUACGAGGUCGUGUGUAUGGUUCUGCUAUAGUAGGUUUCCGCAAUGAUCCCACUUCUCUUUUCCGGCUGCUGAUCCCUUUCAAGUUAUGGUGCUGGGUCGCCGUUCCUUGGGACUUUCUCCGCAUCGCUGUCUUCUAUGGCCCCGUGUGGUUUGUCAUCUCCCUCACAUUUGCUAUCUACUUGCGCGCCGGAUCCUUGAUCUACCAAAAGCGGCGCCAAUUACGAGACCUCGGCGGCAUUGAUUCAAUGGAUAGCGAUACACACCCAGUCAUGAAGUUGGCAGGCAUUCAGGUCACCAGCGAGAUCGCCUGUUCUUCACCAGUACGCCAUUCAAUGUCAAGCACCGAAAUACAGCCCGUACGCAGCUUCACUGCAACUUCAUUCUGUCCAUACUCUGUCACCAUCGAAGGUGGGCCCUUAGACCCCAUCAGAGGGCUUCAACGCGCCGGUACGAUGCCGCUCCACGGGCCAGCAUUCAGUUCUAGGCCGGGUUCAAGUCCACUUCGUCCAGAAGUAGCAUUGACAAACGCUCGAUUUGAGGUGGUAGACUCAUUUCAUGCUCAGAGACGAGCAGUGGCUACCGAUGUCAACUUGGCUGCGUGUGCUUAUACGAAAUACGCCGUGAUGUUUUUCAUCGCGCUUCUUGUAACAUGGGUCCCAUCCACUGCAAACCGGGUUUACGCUCUUGCUCGCCCGAAUUCUUUUUCUUUUGGACUCAACUAUGCCUCUAGCUUCGUUCUUCCUCUACAGGGCUUUUGGAAUAGUCUUAUUUACAUCAACAUUUCAUGGCCUGCAUUUAAAGCUCUUUGGGCAAAAACGCGAGCCCAGGGCGCUUUCACACCCACAAACAUGCAUCUCCGGAGUUGA